AUGGUGCGCCGUCACGAUCCGUUUCCGAUGCAAUCUGCCGAGGCCCAAAAGCUGGCUAGAGAUUUAGAAAACUCUUCCGGCGGUAGUGGGGAGCCCGGCAGCGAAGAUUGGAACCGAAUGUCUACCGACACUGGAACGAAUCCAUCCCGCUCCGCUGCGGAGGAUUCCGAAAGUCGCAAUGCGGCAGGGCAGAGUCUCGUGAGCGGCGGGCGAUCCAACAACAAGAAGAAAAAGAACGCACGGACCAACAGGAACACGGGCGACAACGACGACGACCUUCUGAGUGACGACGACAGUGAUACGGAACAGGAAGAUGAUUUCUUGGACCGUCCCUUGUGGGAGUCGCGUCCAGGAAAUCGCACGUGGAGUCGUAUGCUGCGUGCUCUCGAAAACAUCUACCAACGAUUGUACGGAGAUCAAUUGCCUCCGAGUGAAAUGCUGCGCACAUUGUGUCUCGCUACCACGCUCUUUUUUAUGAUCGGUGGAUACUGGUUACUGCGAUCCCUCAAAGAUCCCGUUCUCACGGCUCUCUGCGGCGUGAGUGUCAUUCCCAAGGCAAAAAUGCUCUCCGUGGUAGUCGUCCUCGCCGUAGUUUCCGUUUACAACCAUUUUCUUGAUUCCGAUAUUCCCCGACACAAACUCUUUUACAUUUUUGGAACCUUUUACUUUGGUCUUUUCUCGCUCAUUGCAGCUUUGUUGAUGCAUCCCACCUUGGGACUCGCCAAUCAACAACCCAACCCAAUGCGCGUUCUGGGUUGGAUCAGCUACUGCUCGAUCGAAAGCUUCGGUUCCGUCAUGGUCAGUUUGUUUUGGAGUUUUGCCAAUUCCAACAUUUCUCUCGAAACCGCCAAGGCCAGUUACGGUGUCAUGGUCGCAACGGCACAACUGGGUAGUAUUUUGGGUCCGACCGUCGUUAACGCCUACGCCGCGACGUGGGGCGUCGCCAAGUGUUACGCCGUCGGGGCCGUCUGCAUGCUCCUCCUGCAGGGCACCAUGUACGGUUACAUUCGUGUCUACGGAACGAUCGAGCGCAAUGCCGCCAGUGCCGCCGCCACCGCCGCCAAGGCGGCCUCGAAACAGAAACCCAAGGCGGAUAUAUUGGAAGGACUCAAACUCUUUUGGAAACACCAUUACAUCAAAGGAAUUUUCGCCAUUUCGUGUCUGUUCAUGGUGGAAGUCACGAUUGUCGACUUUACGCUUAAAGUGUUGGCGCGCGACUUUUUUGCCGAAGAGCAUCCUUGCGAAAUAGGGAUGAGUUGCUACGCGGAUAACGGUGAUCACGGCAUGUCUGAAGCCGCUACGGCCGCUUUUACGACUUUCAUGGGUCUUUUUGGGCAAGCCACCAAUACACUUUCCUUUCUGCUCAGUCUCUUUGGUACUUCGGCAGUCAUUCGAUAUUUGGGCUUGCGCUUGACCCUGCUUCUAUUCCCAUCGCUCUGCUUGGCCGUUAUAAUUUUUGUCCGAUUUCGGCCGACGCUCUACGUGGUGUUUGGGGCCAUGAUUACACUGAAAGCCUGCUCGUACGCACUCAACAAUCCUACCAAAGAAAUGUUGUACCAGCCCACAAGUUCAGCUGUCCGCUACAAGGCCAAAUCUUGGAUCGAUAUUUUCGGAGCACGGGGUAGUAAAGCGAUGGGUUCGGUAGUGACCAACGCCUUUUCCGAUAGUGCCACUCGACUAGUCGCCAACGGCAGUUUGGUCGGCAUGGCCGUGGCUUCCUUUUUAAUAUGGAAUGCCACCUUUAUGGGGCGCAAGUUCGACGAGUACACCGAGUCUGGGUAUGUGGUAGGGGAAGGAUUUCCGGAAGAAGCUGGUGAAGCGCAUCUGGAGCUCGCGACGAGUCAAAACGAAGAAGACACGAGCUGUGCAAUUUAUGAUGAUGCCGAGACGGGUGCUGCAGAAGAAGGGCAAGAAGACGGACGCGAGAGUGGCAAUCAUGAUGACGAUAGGGAGGAUACAAACGUCGACGACAAACGAAAACCAAAAGUAAUGAUGGUAUAAGCCUGUUGUUACUUUCAAACUCUUUCGCUAUUACAGCAUUCUCUUUCUCCUUCCAAUAGUUUACAGUUUCCUCUCUUUCUUUGAUUUAUGAAUUCACUGUUAUACAAGUUAUUUUUCAUAUAUGUCAUUCAUGAAACUAACAGCAAGCACUAUUCCAAUUUAUGAAUGCAUAUAUAUUCAUGGAAUUAUUUUAAGUGCUACUCAAAUUGGG
This is a messenger RNA of Phaeodactylum tricornutum CCAP 1055/1, 2212 nucleotides long. RefSeq names its product nucleotide transporter 3 (gene NTT3). The coding region runs from base 1 to 2001 and encodes 666 amino acids. The record is from RefSeq and is a predicted model, not a curated record. Gene Ontology annotation, cellular component: membrane. Gene Ontology annotation, biological process: nucleotide transport. Gene Ontology annotation, molecular function: ATP:ADP antiporter activity. The transcript is spliced from 2 exons. NCBI's taxonomy places the organism in Eukaryota, Bacillariophyta, Bacillariophyceae, Surirellales, Neidiaceae.